AUGUCUCAUCGAGGUGGCGGUGAUAUUUCAUCAAACACAGUUAAUGAACCACAAUCUGAUCCACCGAAUCCGGAAAAGGAGAACGAAAUGACAGGCGAGGAUCUAUUCCGUAUAAAAAGUGCAGUGACAAGCUCGGCAGGUGCAAGCGAUACUGCAGACCAAUCAGUUAUCUCUUUGGCGGAUUCAGCGAGCAAUUUUGAUGAGCAUGUCGGUGAUGAGUUUGAUGAAGUAGAAACAGUGGAAACCGGAGACAGUGAAACUGCUGAUUUACAGUUGGGAAUGCAUUAUAGCUGA
This is a messenger RNA of Cooperia oncophora, 294 nucleotides long. NCBI's taxonomy places the organism in Eukaryota, Metazoa, Nematoda, Chromadorea, Rhabditida, Trichostrongylidae. The record is from the annotation of a GenBank genome assembly.